AUGUCUUUCAAGAAUAUUCCUAAAGAAUUUGCCCCUGCCCCGCGUGGAAUCACUCUUUACUCUCUGGGAACAUCCAACGGUGUCAAGAUCUCAAUUGCUCUUUCGUUGUUAAAUCUUCCUUAUACUUUGCACAUCAUUGACAUUUCCAAAAAUAUCCAAAAAGAACCCUGGUUUGUUGAAAUUAACCCCAAUGGGCGUAUCCCAGCCAUUUUAGAUAUUGACGAGAGUGGUAACGUCACUAAUGUGUGGGAGUCUGCCGCAAUCUUGCUUUAUCUGGUAGACAAAUACGAUAAGAAGCACAAGAUUUCCUUUCCCCGUGGAUCUCCCGAGUAUCUUGAAUCUCUGGAAUGGCUUAUUUUUCAAGUGGCCGGUGUUGGUCCUAUGCAGGGUCAAGCUGGCCAUUUCAAAUUCUAUGCACCUGAGCAAAUUCCAUAUGGAGUCAAACGUUACACCGAGGAGACUCGCAGACUGUACAGUGUACUGGAGAAGCAACUCACUGACAAUGGCUCAGGGUUUCUUGUUGGAGACCAUAUUUCCAUUGCAGAUGUUGCAACUGUGGGCUGGGUUAGCGUCAGUUACAGCCUUGGAAUUGAUUUGGCCAAAGAGUUCCCCGCAGUUCAUGACUGGGUUCAGCGCGUGAUUGAUACCCCUGGUGUGUAUGAAGGCUUCAAUGCUCAUGGAACUUGGCGCGGAUUUACUCAGGGUCCGUGGAAAGCCCCACAAACUCCAACAUUAUCGGAUCAAAAGUAA
Magnusiomyces paraingens is the source of this 750-nucleotide messenger RNA. RefSeq lists its product as uncharacterized. NCBI's taxonomy places the organism in Eukaryota, Fungi, Ascomycota, Dipodascomycetes, Dipodascales, Dipodascaceae. Bases 1 to 750 code for a protein of 249 amino acids. The transcript has a single exon. The record is from RefSeq and is a predicted model, not a curated record.